UUGGUCGGCCAAUGGCUGGGAGUGGCGCUGCUCAUUUACCUGCUUAUCGUUGCCGUGGCAUUGAUUGGCCGGGGUUCCGGUGUUGCCGUCGGCGGGCGGGCCGAAGAUCUGUUUAUCCUGGCGAGCAACCCAUUCAUGGGCUUGGUGGUCGGUGUCAUGGCCACCGCUCUGGUGCAGUCGUCCAGCACUGUUACCUCGAUCAUCGUCGGGCUGGUCGCCGGCGGUAUGCCCGUGGUGAUUGCGGUGCCAAUCGUAAUGGGGGCAAACGUGGGCACCACCAUCACCAAUACGUUGGUGAGUCUGGGCCACGUCGCGGAUGAGGAUGGAUUCCGGAGGGCCUUCGCCGCCGCCACCGUGCACGAUUUCUUCAACCUGCUGAGCAUCGCAAUCUUCCUGCCGCUGGAAUUAAUGCUGCACCUCCUGGAACGGUCCGCGUUAAUUCUUGGAACGUUUUUGCUGGGCGACGGCGCCUACCAGCAGGAUUCCCUGAACUUCGUGGGCGCCGCGACGGAACCGCUUGUCAACUUCAUCGCCUGGUCGGUGCGUUUGGUUCCCCGGCCCUACGACGGUAUUCUCAUGAUUGCGUGCGGAGUGGCGCUGAUUCUGGUGACCAUCACUCUGAUCAGUCGCGUGCUUCGACGACUGAUGGUCGGGAGGGUCGAAAGGGUGGUGCACGCCAGUUUGAGACGCGGGCCGAUGGCCGGCAUAGCGGCUGGUACCGCAAUAACGGUCGUGGUCCAGUCGUCGUCGACUACCACCAGCCUGAUCGUGCCACUGGCUGGAGCCGGCUUGUUCGGGUUGGCGCAGGUGUACCCCUUCACGCUGGGCGCUAAUAUCGGCACCUGCGUCACGGCAUUGCUGGCGGCAACGGCCAUCACGGGAGUGCAGGCCCUCCCAGCGCUGCAGAUCGCCCUGGUGCAAUUGCUGUACAACGUGCUGGGAGUGAUUGUCGUGUAUGGAGUGCCGUGGCUGCGCCGGGUGCCAGUGGCGACAGCGGAGCGGCUCUCGGCGGCGGUCAGUCGGCGGAAGGCGAUGGGCCUGUUCUACGUGCUCGUCGUGUUUUUUGGGAUUCCGGGGAUAUUGUUGGCGGGCUCCGCCCUGUUUUGA
Messenger RNA from Geodia barretti, 1107 nucleotides. NCBI's taxonomy places the organism in Eukaryota, Metazoa, Porifera, Demospongiae, Tetractinellida, Geodiidae. The record is from the annotation of a GenBank genome assembly.